Molecule: messenger RNA, 309 nt
Organism: Diversispora eburnea
Lineage: Eukaryota; Fungi; Glomeromycota; Glomeromycetes; Diversisporales; Diversisporaceae
Source: the annotation of a GenBank genome assembly
AUGGUUAAAGAAUUAAAUAAUAAACAAAUUACCAUUUGUGCGGUCAUUACUGAUAAAUCAGUGGAAUUUAAGACUACAAUUGAUAAAGGCAUUCGUCUUGCAACAUAUUUUCAAAAUUCAAACAAUAAAUUCUUUAUUGCAAACUUAAAAGAACUUCAGUAUGAAACUUAUCAAAAAUAUAUUAUGCCAAUUGUUCCUGCGGAAACAAGAUGGAAUAGUAUUUAUAUGAUGUAUACAAGUCUUUUAAAUACUCAAAAAGUAUUGCAAAUACUGGCUAUUAAAUUUGAACCACCAAUUGUUGAACCUUGA